Nerophis ophidion (straightnose pipefish) is the source of this 5520-nucleotide messenger RNA. It is a transcript of the gene ddr2l, whose product is annotated as discoidin domain receptor family, member 2, like. The transcript is spliced from 22 exons. Gene Ontology annotation, biological process: positive regulation of kinase activity; protein phosphorylation; cell surface receptor protein tyrosine kinase signaling pathway. The coding region runs from base 267 to 2903 and encodes 878 amino acids. Gene Ontology annotation, molecular function: protein tyrosine kinase collagen receptor activity; ATP binding; collagen binding. NCBI's taxonomy places the organism in Eukaryota, Metazoa, Chordata, Actinopteri, Syngnathiformes, Syngnathidae. Gene Ontology annotation, cellular component: membrane; signaling receptor complex. The record is from RefSeq and is a predicted model, not a curated record.
AUGAAUGUUUUUUCCCUUCUUCUUCUGUGCCCGCGGACCGCCGUCCGUCCUCCAUGACACUUCUGUCUUCAUGUGAGCGAGCAACAACGCGUCCAUCUCACCAACGCCGCCAUCCAACUUCCUGUACGAGCCCGCCACGUGCACGCGCGCGCGCCCCCCUCCAUUACCACGACGACACGCACGCCGCGGUGGGCGCGCACUCGAGUGUGUGGGGGCGCGCACGGGAGCUCGCUGCCAGGACAGAGAUGUAGUGUGUGUGGAGCAUCAUGCACCUCCUCCUCCUCCUGCUGCUGAUGACCCUGCACCCCCCCACAGCCAGCGCACAGAUUGAUCCAGCGCACUGUCGCUAUGCCUUGGGCAUGGAGGAUGGGCGGAUCAAGGAUGAUGACAUCACAGCUUCCAGCCAAUGGCACGAGACCACAGGGCCGCAGUACGCCAGGUUGAACCGUGAAGAGGGCGACGGCGCCUGGUGUCCCGAAGGUCAACAGGAAGCUACCGACUCCCAGUUCCUGCAGGUGGACCUGCGGCGUCUCACCUUCCUGACGGUGGUGGCCACUCAGGGGCGCUACGCCAGGAACGGCAUCGAGUUCGCCCACGCCUACAGCCUCAACUACAGCCGGGACGGUGUCACCUGGAAGUCAUGGACCGACCGCCUGGGAACCACGGUGAUGGAAGGCAACAAGAACGCUUACGAGCCCGUCAUCAACGACCUGCACCCCCCGGUGGUCACGCGCUGGGUGCGCCUCAUCCCGCUCACCGAGCUGUCCACCGUCUGCAUGAGGGCGGAGCUUUACGGCUGCCCGUGGGAGGACGGCCUGAUCUCCUACAGCGCCCCCGAGGGUCAGCUGAUGGCGCCGCCCGGCUCCCCCGUGGCCAGCCUGAACGACUCCACCUACGACGGCGUGCACGAGAAGAGGAAGUUGUAUGGCGGGCUGGGCCAGCUGACGGACGGCGUGACGGGCCUGGAUGACUUCCUGAUGACGCGCCAGUACCACGUGUGGCCCGGCUACGACUACCUGGGCUGGAAGAACCAAUCGCUGGGCGGCGGCGGACACGUGGAGAUGGAGUUUGUCUUCGACCGGCAGAGGAACUUCACCUCCAUGAAGGUGCACAGCAACAACAUGUUCGCUCGAGGCGUCAAGAUCUUCUCCUCCGUCUCCUGCUGGUUCAAGCCCCGCCUGCUCGCUAACUGGGAGGCGGAGCCUGUGGUCUUCAACACGGUGCUGGACGACCGCAACCCCAGCGCCCGCUACGUGACCGUGCCGCUGGAGCGCCGCACCGCCGUGUCGCUGCGCUGCCGCUUCUACUUUGCUGACCUGUGGAUGAUGUUCAGCGAGAUCUCCUUCCAGUCGGAAGACUUCAUCUUAGCCGCCACGCCGCCAUCAGCAAGUGACCACAGCACCGUCACGGCCACGCCCGCCGCCAAUCCCUCCGCCAGCGACGCGCCAGAUGACGGCAAGACGCCCGUUCUGAUUGGCUGCCUGGUGACCAUCAUCCUGCUGCUGGUCAUCAUCAUCUUCCUCAUCCUGUGGUGCCAGUACGUGUGCAAGGUCCUGGAGAAGGCUCCACGCAGGAUCCUGGGCGAGGAGGUGAGGGUGCGCCUGUCGUCCUGCAGCGACACCAUCAUCCUGCAGACCCCCCCUGUGCCCCCUCGCUCUGGACACGCCCCCGCAGACCCCGCCCAAACCGACCCUCACUACGAGAGGGUGUUCCUGUUGGACCCUCAGUACCAGAACCCGGUGGCGCUGAGGAACAAGUUGCCGGAACUCUCCCAGAGCGCGGAAGCCUCAGCGUGCGGGGGGGGCUACGCCGAGCCCGACAUCACCCAGUGCACGCCGCACCAGUGUUUCCAUAGCAACGCCCCCCACUACGCGGAGACGGACAUCGUGCGUCUGCAGGGCGUGACGGGCAGCAACAUGUACGCCGUGCCCGCCCUCACCGUGGACUCGCUCACCAGGAAGGACAUCUCUGCCUCCGAGUUCCCGCGGCAACAGCUGAUCUUCCGGGAGAAGCUGGGGGAGGGGCAGUUUGGAGAGGUCCACCUGUGCGAGGCCGAGGGGCUGGCGGAGUUCCUGGGCGAGGGGUCGCCCCUCCCUGACAGAGACGGGCGCGCCGUGCUGGUGGCGGUGAAGCAGCUGAGGGCGGACGCCACCAACCAGGCCAGGAACGACUUCCUGAAGGAAAUCAAGAUCAUGUCGCGCCUCAACGACCCCAACAUCAUCCGGCUGCUGUGCGUGUGCGUGACCUCCGACCCCCUGUGCAUGGUGACGGAGUACAUGGAGAACGGCGACCUCAACAUGUUCCUGUCGCAGCGUGAGAUGGAGAGCACGCUGACGCACGCCAACAACAUCCCCUCUGUCAGCCUGUCGGACCUGCUGCACAUGUCGGUGCAGAUCUCCUCGGGGAUGAAGUACUUGGCCUCGCUCAACUUUGUGCACCGAGACCUGGCCACCAGGAACUGCCUGCUGGACCGCCGCCUCACCAUGAAGAUCUCCGACUUUGGCAUGAGUCGCAACUUGUACAGCAGUGACUACUACCGCAUCCAGGGCAGGGCCGUGCUGCCCAUCAGGUGGAUGGCCUGGGAGAGCAUCCUGCUGGGUAAGUUCACCACGGCCAGCGACGUUUGGGCCUUCGGAGUCACCUUGUGGGAGAUCUUCACGCUGUGCAAGGAGCAGCCCUACAGCCUGCUGACUGACGAGCAGGUCAUAGCCAACACUGGCGAGUUCUUCAGGAACCAGGGCAGACAGGUGUUCCUGUAUGCUCCUCCCCUGUGCCCCCCCUCCCUCUUUGAGCUGAUGAUGCGUUGCUGGAGGCGGGACAUCCCUGACAGGCCCACCUUUGAGGGUCUCUACCAGGCCCUCAAGCCUCACGUCAGCCAGUCAGUCCCCACUAGUCCCCGCUAGUCCCCACUAGUCCCCACUCGCUGACCUUCAACAAGGACAAGAAAAACUCUUUAUUUUUAUUUUUUAUUCUCCUCGUUUUGGUCCAAAAGUGGCCUCCUCAUUCCUGUGGUUCUUCUUCUUCUACUUCUAUUACUACUUCUUCUUCUUCUUCUUCUUAUUGUAAAGCACUGUCUGUGUGUGUGUGUGUGUGUGUGUGUGUGUGUGUGUGUGUGUGUGUGUGUGUGUGUGUGUGUGUGUGUGUGUGUGUGUGUGUGUGUGUGUGUUGACUAACCACACUGGAGGCAGGAUUGAUGUCACCCAGCAAGGUGUCAUGUGUUCAUCACCUCACUCUCAUGUCCUCACUCAGCCCAAAUGUGACUUCAAUGCAAGUAGUACUGUCUAGUCAGUAGUGCUUAGGGUUGCAUCACAUAGUACAUCUAGGACACAUGUCUAGGAUGAUGAGUUAAGGUCACAUAGUACAUCUAGGACACAUGUCUAGUAUGAUGAGUUAAGGUCACAUUGUACAUUUAGGACAGUUGUUCUAGUGUGAUGAGUUAAGGACACAUAGUACAUCUAGGACAUGUGUGCUAGUAUGAUGAGUUAAGGUCACAUAGUACAUUUAGGACAUGUGUGCUAGUAUGAUGAGUUAAGGUCACAUAGUACAUCUAGGACAUGUGUGCUAAUAUGAUGAGUUAAGGUCACAUAGUACAUCCAGGACAUGUGUGCUAAUAUGAUGAGUUAAGGUCACAUAGUACAUCUAGGACAUGUGUGCUAGUAUGAUGAGUUAAGGUCACAUAGUACAUCUAGGACAUGUGUUCUAGUAUGAUGAGUUAAGGUCACAUAGUACAUCUAGGACAUGUGUGCUAGUAUGAUGAGUUAAGGUCACAUAGUACAUUUAGGACAUGUGUGCUAGUAUGAUGAGUUAAGGUCACAUAGUACAUCUAGGACAUGUGUGCUAAUAUGAUGAGUUAAGGUCACAUAGUACAACUAGGACAUGUGUUCUAGUAUGAUGAGUUAAGGUCACAUAGUACAUCUAGGACAUGUGUUCUAGUAUGAUGAGUUAAGGUCACAUAGUACAUCUAAGACAUGUGUUCUAGUAUGAUGAGUUAAGGUCACAUAGUACAUCUAGGACAUGUGUUCUAGUAUGAUGAGUUAAGGUCACAUAGUACAUCUAAGACAUGUGUUCUAAUGUGAUGAGUUAAGGUCACAUAGUACAUCUAGGACAUGUGUGCUAAUAUGAUGAGUUAAGGUCACAUAGUACAUCUAGGACAGGUCUUGUAGUAUGAUAAGUUCAGGUGACAUAGUACCUCUAGGGCAUGUGUUCUAGUGUGAUGAGUUAAGGUCACAUAGUACAUCUAGGACAUGUGUUCUAGUAUGAUGAGUUAAGGUCACAUAGUACAACUAGGACAUGUGUUCUAGUAUGAUGAGUUAAGGUCACAUAGUACAUCUAGGACAUGUGUUCUAGUAUGAUGAGUUAAGGUCACAUAGUACAUCUAAGACAUGUGUUCUAGUAUGAUGAGUUAAGGUCACAUAGUACAUCUAAGACGUGUUCUAAUGUGAUGAGUUAAGGUCACAUAGUACAUCUAGGACAUGUGUGCUAAUAUGAUGAGUUAAGGUCACAUAGUACAUCUAGGACAGGUCUUGUAGUAUGAUAAGUUCAGGUGACAUAGUACCUCUAGGGCAUGUGUUCUAGUGUGAUGAGUUAAGGUCACAUUGUACAUCUAGGAUGAUGAGUUAAGGUGACAUAGUACAUCUAUGACAACUGUUGUAGUGUGAUGAGUUAAGGUCACAUAGUACAUUUAGGAUGAUGAGUUAAGGUCACAUAGUACAUUUAGGAUGAUGAGUUAAGGUCACAUAGUACAUCUAGGACAGGUGUUGUAGUGUGAUGCGUUAAGGUGACAUAGUACAUCUAGUAUGAUGAGUUAAGGUGACAUAGUACAUCUAGUAUGAUGAGUUGAGGUGACAUAGUACAUCUAGGACAGGUGUUGUAGUGUCAUGAGUUGAGGUGACCUAGUACAUCUAGGAAAGGUGUUGUAGUGUCCUGAGUUGAGGUGACCUAGUACAUCUAGGACAGGUGUUGUAGUGUCCUGAGUUGAGGUGACAUAGUACAUCUAGGACAGGUGUUGUAGUGUGAUGAGUUGAGGUGACAUAGUACAUCUAGUAUGAUGAGUUAAGGUGACAUAGUACAUCUAGUAUGAUGAGUUAAGGUGACCUAGUACAUCUAGGACAGGUGUUGUAGUGUCCUGAGUUGAGGUGACAUAGUACAUCUAGGACAGGUGUUGUAGUGUCCUGAGUUGAGGUGACAUAGUACAUCUAGGACAGGUGUUGUAGUGUGAUGAGUUGAGGUGACCUAGUACAUCUAGUAUGAUGAGUUAAGGUGACAUAGUACAUCUAGGACAGGUGUUGUAGUGUGAUGAGUUGAGGUGACCUAGUACACCUAGGACAGGUGUUGUAGUGUGACAUGUAUGAAAAAGGUAAGUAGGUGUGACAAGAAAUGUUAUGAUGAUUUGUGUGCUUGUUUGGUGUGAUUCCUCCUCUAGUACAUAGUACACAUGCAUUGUACAUAGAAUAGUACCAAUAGUGUAUAUUAAUAUAUGUUCUAAUCUCAUCUUGGAAUAAAUACACACUUUGACUCUUA